This is a messenger RNA of Oncorhynchus tshawytscha (Chinook salmon), 14724 nucleotides long. RefSeq names its product zinc finger and BTB domain containing 20 (gene zbtb20). Gene Ontology annotation, biological process: negative regulation of transcription by RNA polymerase II; regulation of cytokine production; regulation of immune system process. The coding region runs from base 659 to 2698 and encodes 679 amino acids. Gene Ontology annotation, molecular function: protein binding. Lineage: Eukaryota; Metazoa; Chordata; Actinopteri; Salmoniformes; Salmonidae. The transcript has 5 exons. The record is from RefSeq and is a predicted model, not a curated record.
AGAGAGGGUAUACGACUCAAUGAUUGGGGCAAAACCACGCUGACCGAUAUAUCUUCCAACCUACACCGCUCAAGAGAUGGCUCUCUGUUCCAAUCGUAAAUGAAAAGGCGUGCCUGUCCAAAAUAUUCAACGUAUAGUUAAAAAAUGGGUGGGUACAUUUUAAACUCGUUUAGGUCCUCUAUGAAGGUAGGCUGCAGCGUGUGUUUAUUGAUGAGAUGAAAGAAGAUGGAAGUGAGAAAUGAAACAAAGUAAGGGAAAAUAUUAAAAAACUCGAAGCCUUGCCGGGGAAAAACCGGGGAAGCUGCAAAACGCUGUCGCCACUGGAGAACAAGCUUAGGACAGCAGCGAUAGUUCUGGAUUGGCUCACGAAGGCACUGCCAGGACAUCAAAUGUGAUCUGGGAUGUCAUUGCCAGGUGGGGAGGUUUCGGAGGCGUCCAGUUUAAAUUGAAAGGGUGGUAUUGAAGAGACCACUGUGGCCCUGUGGCAGAGCGACCUAUGAUAGUGGCAGCAGAGAGGACUGAAGGGACAGCCUAGGACUGGUCUUUCCAUAGCCACCUUCACCAGCAACCUGUAGCAGUGUGCCCUGUGCCUCAUCACCAGCCUCACACACAUCUUCCCAACAAAGAGUCAUCUGACUGUGACAUCUGUUGCAAGGGGAUGACCGAGCGCAUUCAUAACAUCAAUCUCCACAACUUCAGCAAUUCUGUACUUGAGACCCUCAAUGAGCAGCGCAACCGCGGGCACUUCUGUGACGUGACUGUUCGGAUCCAUGGAAGCAUGCUGCGAGCCCACCGCUGCGUGCUGGCCGCUGGGAGCCCCUUCUUUCAGGACAAGCUUCUCCUGGGCUACAGUGACAUUGAGAUCCCCUCGGUGGUCUCGGUGCAGUCCAUCCAGAAGCUGAUAGACUUCAUGUACAGCGGGGUCCUGCGGGUGUCCCAAUCAGAGGCUCUCCAGAUCCUCACUGCUGCCAGCAUCCUGCAGAUCAAGACGGUCAUCGAUGAGUGCACCCGCAUCGUGUCCCAGAAUGUGGGCCUGGCCGGUCCAGGGGGGUUCCCUGUCAACCCAGGGGACUCUGGGCAGGAGACGCCCCGGGGCACACCUGAGUCAGGCACCUCUGGGCCCAGCAGCGAUGCAGAGUCAGGGUACAUGCAGGCCACGUCCCAGCAGAGCCUUGAGCGUGCGUACACAUCGCUGUACUCCUACUCGGGCCUCUCACUGCAGAAUGGAACCCGUGAACGCUCCCACUACGUAACCAGUAUGACAACAAGCUACGACCCAGCCCUUAGCAUGCAGAAGGACCAGCACGACCAAGACCCGCCGUGGAUCACCCGCAUCCAUGAAAGGUCACAGCAGAUGGAACGCUUCCUAUCCACCCCUGAGACCACCCACUGCCGCAAGCAGCCCCGACCGGUACGCAUACAGACAGGAGGCAUUCACAUAAAGCAGGAGGCAGAGGAUGAGUACAGCUGCUAUGGUAUGGAUGAGUGCACAGAGGACACUGACCACGUUGAGGGUGUGGAGACUGAACCGAAGGGUGAAAGCUUUGACUCAGGGGUAAGCUCCUCCAUUGGUACUGAGCCAGACUCCGUGGACCAGCACCAGUACCCCGUGGGCUUUGGGAGGGAAGGAGGUGGAGAGGGGACCCCAGUGCAGAUUGAAGUCGAUGACUCCUCCCCAGAGCAGAUUCAUGAGACGGAGGAAGGGGGCACAUCCCACAGCACUAGCGACAGUAACAUGUUGCAGCCCCUGCCCAACCCAAUCAUGGCCCAGUCUCUGCCAAGUGCCCUACUCUAUAUGCGUCAGGUCGAAUCUCACACCAGCAAUCUGAGGAUGCCGCUCACCAUGACCAGCAACACCCAGGUAAUGGGCAUGGCUGGCAACUCCUACCUGCCCACUCUGUUUCCCACACAGUCGGCCAGCAACAACAAGCCCUUCCUCUUCAGCCUGCAGCAGCCCAUGGGAGGCCAGCAGCCCCAGUUUGUGUCCGGGCCUACCCCUAGUAUGCCCCCCUUCCCUCAGCAAUUGACGGUACAGCAACAGGCAGCGCGGGAACAGCAACAGGCGGCCUCGAUGGGACAGGGGGAGAAGAAGCCCUAUGAGUGCACUCUCUGCACUAAAACCUUUACUGCUAAACAGAACUACGUCAAACACAUGUUUGUGCACACUGGUGAGAAACCACAUCAGUGCAGCAUCUGCUGGCGCUCGUUCUCCCUGAAGGAUUACCUAAUCAAACACAUGGUCACUCACACAGGGGUGCGUGCCUACCAGUGCAGCAUCUGCAACAAACGCUUCACCCAAAAGAGCUCCCUCAACGUCCACAUGCGGCUGCACCGUGGAGAGAAGUCCUAUGAGUGCUACAUCUGCAAGAAGAAGUUCUCUCACAAGACCCUGCUGGAGAGACACAUGGCUCUGCACAGCACAGGGGGCGCCGUCACAGGGCUGUCGGGGGCAGCAGGUGCCGGUGGCCCUGUUUCCAUUCCCAUGGCCGUGCCCGAACCUGGCGCCGGCGUGGUGGCCCUCGCCAUGCCCGUCGGCGGUGGCGCAGGAGUAGGGGGUGGGGUCGGACCAGGAGUGGGUGUGGCUGCGGAGGCAAGCUGCCAAGAAGGGACCACCUACGUGUGCUCCGUCUGCCCUGCCAAGUUCGACCAAAUUGAGCACUUCAAUGACCACAUGCGAAUGCAUGUCUCCGAUGGAUAAGUACAAAUAGAUACACUUCUUUAAAAAAUAUUAAAUGAAAAGAAAAAUGGCACUAGAUUUUUUUUUAUUUUGAGGCAUGAAGAAUAAUCAGUAUAGACACUGGCACAUUAAGUUUCCCAGAAAUGAGUUUUUUUUGUUAUUCUAAAAGAAAAACAAGAUGGUGGCCUUAAGGCUUUGUAGUUUGAUAUUGAUCCACUGGAUGGAUCCUUACUACAGGCCUCUAAAUGUAUGCUUUCCUAAAAUACUGAUUUAUGUGUUGAACACUACCGAAAGGCCUAUGAAAGAAACACACACACAUACACAAAUUCAAACUCACACACCUAUAUACAGUAUAAAUAUAUCUUUGUAUGAGUGUAUGUGUUAAUCUGUGUAUGUGUGUACUUGUGCGUGUGUAUUUGUAUGUGUGCGUGUGUGUGCGUGUGCAAACAUUGCCAUGGAAUUUGGAACAUGGUAAAUGUAAUCCCAUAUUGACCGUUUUGGACACUAUUAGGAGUCCAAGCUUACUGUGGUAUAAUUUUCACAAAAAAAUAUAAAAAAUCUGGCUUGGGCUAAAGAUUCCCUCUGAAAAAUAUUGUUGGUCACAAGUUUGCCUUCUUAUGUAGGGUAAGAAAAGGAGAGUAAUUAAUUUGACACUGGGUUUUUAUUUAUUAUUAUUAAGGUAUUGAGGGAUUACAAUACAGCUGUUGUGAAGGUACAAAUUGAUAUUAAUAAUUGUACUGAAAUGUAACUUCCUGUGAGUGGGUAUAGAAAUGGGUAUUUAGUAUAUGUGUUAUUGUCCAUGCAUUUUGAUGGUUCAGGUUAAGUUUACAAAAUUAGGGUUGUUGAUAAGACAGUAUUUGAGCAAAAAUGUAAUAUUAUUAGGAGUUUAUUUCAUUUGCAUACACUGCCACUAAUAUCUUAGAAGACUGUUAAGGCUAUUAGACCUCUUCCAUUUACAACAUGUGACAUAACAAAAGACUAAAGGUUCUUCUUGACAUAAUGAGGUUAUAAAUGAUUGUUUAGUUCUAUGAAGAGGAUUUGACAUGUGCAGUUGUAGCAGGCUUGAUUGAGUAUGCUACCAGACUCAUCGUGACUGCUGCUUCGCAAUCUGCACCAGACUGUUAUCAGCUGUAGAUUACAACAUGAUUGGUCAAUAUUACUAUUAACGUUUAAAUUAAGAAACUAAAAUAUAUUAUAGGAUAAUGGAAUGGUUUACCAGGAUAGUUUAAGACAGCUGUCAGAUAGAUUACCGGUAAAUUGAGUGAUUCUGUGAACUUGCAUUGGACAAAAAUAUAAUUGUAUGACCUAAAUCUCUGUAUAUCCUGUUCCUAUGGACAUGACACAGCUAUUUGAGCAGGUGGAGAAACUAAAAUGCACUACUCCUGAAAUGUUAGCUCCACCUGGUGGCCCAAAUGGCAUGUCACGUUCGGACAUUUAAUACAGACACCGAGACAGACGAGGCGAGGCAAAAGAAACCACAAUAACAUAUAAUCCCGGUCAAUAAUUACUUCAUAAUAUAACACAACUUGCAGAUGGACUUCCAAGACAAUAAGAUACAUUCCUGAUUUCACAGAUACCUAGACACAGUGUGUACAGUAUAGAUUUGGGAGUAAAGCAAGUGUCACGUCACUCAAAGGCUCUGCUCUGAUAUUUGGCUUACUGUUCAUGCAUUUUAUCCAAACUAAGACACACACGUCUGCCUGCAACUGCAAUCUGAAGAUUUUGCUCAUGUCUUUGAGUAGACACCUUUUUAGUUACCAUGACGAGAUAGUAACUUACCAGAAUUACAGUACAGUCUGAAAACAAUAUGUUGUAGAUAAAAACAAAGUGCUGCUUUGCACAUUUUCUUCAAAUGCCUGUGCUUAAUAUUUUAUUGUUUUACUUAAUAAAUGAAAUUCUAUUAUUUUCAUUUGUUCAUUUUUUAAAGGAAAACAUCUUUCUUAAAAGCUUGAUAAGAGGACUGCAUUAUUUUCUUGCAUAGCCUAUAUGUUGCACUGCUUGAGCCGAUAAGUGCACUACUGUUACCAGAGAUAUUAUAGUUUUAGAGAAAAAUAAUCAUUUUUUAUCUAAUAAUUUGUUGUAGAAUUAACGUGUUAGAAUAGCUUUGUUCCAUUUUACGAUAAGGUCAUUUUAUGUUUCUUAGCUUUUGUUAUCUCUUGUUAUUAUAUGUAUUUACUUGUGCUGUGUUUGUGCAAGCGUUUAGUUCUAUUUAAAUGUGAUCCAUCGUGUGAGCUUGUCUCUGUUUUCAACCUUUUAAUGUAUUCUUUUCAAGAGGUAAUCCCCUUCAACAGCAGUUAUCCCAUUGCAUACAUUAGAACAGAUGCUGAAUUUUCAUACAAAAGCAUUCAUGCCAAACUAAAUCCCCCCCCAAAAGAAAAAAAUAUUUUAUAGUGUCCUUGGACAUAAAUUAUGUGGUUUUUUUUAGAACAAGUUUCUUUAGGAAUUACAGGGUGGGUGGGAGAUUGUACGCAGCUAUUAUUUGCUAUUUGUAAAUUGUACACAAGUCUGCAUCUCUUGUGUUUGUCUGUGUGAGUGUUUGUGUGUGUUGUAUAAUCAAACUGUUGGUGUCCCAAGUGGAGGUGUAAAACCUGAACUGUAGGGCUUCCUUUGCAAUAUGCAGUGCAGGUACUGUGAGACGCAGCUUUAGCUAACCCUCUUGGGCUAAUAAACACAUUUGUUGUGCACAUUUACAAAGACAUCUAUUGAUCAAAUAUUGAUAGUGGUAAAUACAUUGCCCCGAGUGGAAGAAGUGCAUGGCAUCUUGUGCCUAGUGCUUUAGUUAGCUUCAGCUGGUUGAUAUUUGGAUAAGGCCUACCUAAUACUCUUCUAUCAUCUUCACCGUAUUCUAUCUUUGUCUCUUUCAAAUUGAAAACAAGGAAGUGAUGAGGGCUAUUAGUUAGUAAUCAAUCCCAGAGUUUCCUCAUAUCAUCAGAGCGAGGGCCUUGCAUUAUGUUUCAUAGAGUUUCAUCUGGUCACUGAAAUAGCAUGUGGUUGUCAAGUAAAGGGAACAACAUAUGUGACUUGUGAUUGGGCCGCAGUUUGUUAUCCUCUGCUGCAGAGGUCUCUAUCGGGAACACAAGCCUAUAAAUGCUUCUACUCUGUUGCUCCCAUUGCUACUCUGUAGGACCAGGAACUGCAUGUCUGCAUACAAGGUUAAUUGUGUCUGUAGUCUUAGAGGACUCUGUAGUCUCAUGUUUGAUGAGACAAAGUCCUUAACAGAUGGUUACAGUAUGUAAGGAACUGCUGAGAUCUAUUUUGAUCACAUGUUAUUGCUCUGGCAUACAGUUGUUGUUGGUGGUGGUAGUGGUGGUGGUGGUAGUGGUGGUGGUGGUGGUGGUAGGGGUGGUGGUGGUGGUGGUGGUGGUGGUAGAGGGAGUAGUGGUGGAGGUGGUGGUGUUGUCUGCUCUAUGGAACAAUAUAGAAAUGGUCAACCAGCUAGGCAGAGCAGUACAUUCACCAAGUUAGUCCCAGUAAACACAGUAAGAACCAUGCACUGUGAACUAAGUCCAACCUUCAGUUUCAGAAACAGAAUAAUGAAUGCUAAACAAUUUAACCAUCACUUAUUUCUUAUGAAACCAAGACCAGACUAUAGUUGCUUCCAAAUGUAUUAUCAGUGAGAUAAUCUAGCAUUAUUUUGACCACUUUGCAGUCUCUUACAGUCAGCCUAAAUGAUAUUUAUGUAAUAAAUGAAUCAAAUGCACUAUUGACUGUAGAUGUUUUUCUAAAGUACAUCAUUUUCUCGUUGUCAUAGGUUGUGAAAAAAGAUAAUAGCAAAGGAAUAGUUUAAUGUUGGUUUUGAGAUAUUUCGAGAGUGGAUGUGGGCUAUAUAAAUCACCCAUAUUAUCACACAGCUCACGAGAAAGGUACAUUGGAAACAUAACAUAAUCUUUGACAAUACUGAGGUAUAGACCUGUUGGCUCUCCCCUGCCCAUAGAUGGUUGACCUCACUUAUACCUAUGUGUGACUUACAAGCAGACGUUUAGCAUUAGUAUCAUCUUAUGAUACUAUAAAUUGACAUGACUUAAGAACUUUCCAGGAUUUGUUUUCCAACAAUGCCAUGUUUUGUCGGCAGUCCCUCCCUGGCCUUUCUUGUCAUUCUCUCUUUUGUUUGAUUAACUUAUUGUACCAGUGGCUCAUGUCAUUGUGUUCAAUUAAUAGUUAGUUAAAAAGUUGGGAAAACAUGCAAUGCAACCCUGAAAUACGCCCCUGUCGCUGUUGUCCUUGGUUUAUAUACUAUACAGUCAAGAAAGAGUUUAGAAUUUAUGUUUGUAAGAUUACUAUAACAUAAUGUAUUUUUCAGCUAUACAAUAUAUUCACAAGUAUAGAAUUAGUUAGAAUUAAGCCUACAGCUUUUUGUUUGGUGUUUUAACUGUCAUGUUCUUAUAUUUCACGUUUUUACUUAAUUGUAGAGACACAGGAUCAGUUUUGCAGUGUGUUUGAAUCAUCUAUGUGCUUGUGUGUUCCAGGGCUUUAAUUUGCCUAUUUUUCUUGCAACCAUUAUGUACCGGUGCAUUUGUAAAUAGUUUUUAGUUAGUGGGCAAAGGAUAGACAGCCAUUGAGUAAGACAUCGUAGCUUGUCAGAAGCGCCUAUCUUCUCGUUGGACAUGAACCCUCUUUUCAAAUGGGAGAUACUGUACUUUCAGUUGAAGAAAAAAAAUAGGAAAAUAUAACAAACGUAGUGCGAAGACUAAUGUCAGUUACUAGUAUAGCUCUUGUGACUAAGCAGGCUUUUAGAGAAAAACCCAUUCUGUUUAUCUUACAGUUCCUGAUUUACUUUCCUUCAGUGUCCUCACAUUCAUUUUAUUCACUCACCUAGAGUAGUAAUACGUAGUAACUCAGAAACGAACAAUUACCAUGACAGUAAACCUGCUGGCAUACAUUAUACAGAUACAGUCCAACUACAUAAUAUCAGUUGAAUCUAAAGUAUAUAUACACAGUUUUUUAAAUCAAUAUGUUCUUCAUCAACAACUUUAACACAUAUAAUGGAAAGCGUUUGAGAUACAGACAGAAAUGUAACUAUAGGAAUAUGCUUUGAGGGAUAUAAGGAGUAUGCCUAGCUAUCAAGUGCCUAUUUAUACAUUACUAUACUAAAUCUUCAUAAAGUAGUUUUGCUCUCCUACCGUACAUUUUCCAAAUAUAUACAGUAGCUAUAUACACAUGAUAAUCUAUACACAAAUUAUAACAAUAUUUAUACUACUAUAACAGCAAUGUUGGUCACAGUCAUAACACAGUGCAUCCUAAGAAAGCCCUUUAAAAUAUCUUUAUCCUCCUCAAAUCUUCUAUUUAUAUAAGAUAGAUUUGUUAUUAUUUCCUGCUGACAUACUUAGUUUUAUAACUAGUACAUAGGAGAAAACUGCUAAGAUAAACAACUGGAGUUCAUGAACUGUAGUAAAGGUUCGCUUUAAGGGGCCUAGCCAUGAGGCAUUCAACUAACUCUUCUUCAUUAAAACAAUGAGUAAGCAUGUGUAGUAAUAUGAUAUAGUAGCUAGUCCCUAUCUUAAUGUUUGCCAUUACAAAAACACAACAUUGUUUUGUUCGUCUAAAGCUACAGGUAUGUUUCACGAAAGAUUUUGAACAGUUUUGCGUAGUUUGCCCAGGUUUGUAAGCACACCUAAAUUGUCAAGACUUCUGGCUUAUCAGCACCAGCCAUCAUUCUUCUGCCACACUGAAUGUCUAUAAUUACAUUUGGGGGGUUUUUGCUGUUAAAAAUAAUAUAAAUAGUAGUCACUAAACCACUUCUUUUCUUACCUUUCGAUGUUUGUUUUGAUGCAAAAUACCUACCACAAUCAAAUGUUGUCCUUAGACAUAGCCUAGCUGUUCUCUCAUAAUACAGUGAUUAUGAUCUCACAUAAGACAUGCCAGUCAGUUGAGCACAUUCCUUGUGUUUGUUCUCUGGUUGUAGCUCAUAAUGAUGGAUAAAGUGUAUACUAUUGUCUUUGUGCUGGUCGGAAUGUUUCAGACCUAGCAAUCAAUGAUGCUACUCGGUCCCUGCAGCUAGCUACACGUGCGCGCCUACGUUACUGUACUUGAUCAGUGACAUCAGUGCAGUGCUAUAUUUGCUUCAGCUACUACAGCCUACAACAACACAGCAAUAUCAGUUAGAAGUGCAAUCAAGUUUUACAUGAAGAGUACCAAGCAUUUGUCUGAGUGCUAGCUGUAAUUAAAAGUGUCCUUGUAAGCAAGAAUCAGACCGCUAGCAGUCUUGUCAUAAUCUAUCGUUUUAUGAGAGUGUUACUCUACAAUAUGAUUUGGAAUCAAUAUUCACCAAUUGUGUGUCUCUACCUUGAAUUGAUAAGGAAAGUUAGUGUCAUAAAUGAUUAGGACCCAAUACCCGCAGCAUAUCUGAAAUAUGCACAUUCCUGUAAUGUCCAGAACAUUCCUGUCCCUAGUCUGGCCUCACUCUACGAGAUUAUGUUGUCGAUUAUUUCAGACUCAGUAACAAAUGAUGUGACCCCAACAGCCUUACUAGGACAAUAAAUCAAUGACUUUCUUUUCAUUACUUGCUGGUCUGCUCUGCUGGUUCUUUUGUCAUGUGACAUUUACCCCUCUAUGUUGGUUUACGUUUAGUUGAAUCUCCACAAUAAUCAUCCUCACAUUUAUGUUUAUUAUAGUGUCACUGGCUUGCUAAACUGUAUAUGAUUGCAGAUGCGUCUCAGAAAAGCACUGCUUAGCAUCUCUGGCAUUGAUGGUCCCAUCAUUGGAUUUUGUUUAGCUUCUAACCAUAGUGCAGAAUACGCCCCUGCAUAAAGGAAAAUGGCCUGCUUGCUACCAUGGUGUGUUCUUCUGGAACAUGGUGUGUCCUUCUACCUAUCGGAUUGUGUUCCAUAUGCAAUAUAUCUCAAACUCUCCCUUAAAUGUUGUCUCUUAGUUUACGGAGAAUACUGAGUCAUCUAGAAGAUGUGGAGUUUGAAAGGUGCUGAAUAAAAGAGCCUCAACAGUAGCUUGCUUAGCACCUUGAAUAAUUGUCUUGGGGCUUUCAGCAGGUCUCUUGCACUUCUCACAUGUCCAAAAUAUAAUUUAUGUCUAUGGUGAGACUAAGCAACAUGCACUGCACUGUAUUACCCAUAUGUUUUUCUACGUUUGUCUCUCUUUUACCUAAUAGGUUUGGUGAACAUAUUUCUGCCCACUUUCUGCCGUGUACCAGACAUACUUGUGGUCUCAAUCAGCAUGCAAUCAUAUAUAAUUAGUUUGGACAUGCAGAGCUUCCAUUACAAUACGUUGCUUGGUGUUGUUAAAGGUGCCGGUGGUAGUAAUGAUUUGUUGUGAUAUGAAACCAAACCAUCAGGGGGCUAUUGAACAUGUUGGAUGACAUAUGCUUGUUUCCGUAAACACCAAAGAAUGAUAAUAAUAUCACAGUGUCUGAAUUUCAAGCAGAAAGAACAUUAUCUGUUGUGUAAGCGAUAACAAAGACUACCAAGAUGUACGUUCCUAUAAAUUUGUAUGUGUUCAAAUCUGGCAAGAUGGCUAAAAUUAUAUUUUCUUUGAUACUCAAGACAGGGUGCUUGUGAAAAUGCUUUUCUGCGUUUUGUCCUCUGAUCGCUAUUGGUAGACUGUAGUUUAAUUGUUGUGUUAAUGUGCCUACUGUAGACCAAAAUAGCUUUUCUAAAGAAAUUCAGCAAAAUAUAAAAAGAAACCUGACACGUAGUAGUUGUUGUAGAACUAUAGCAUGUUAUAACAUGAAUAAGAUUGUAAAUGUUGCAUUGUUCCUCUGCUUAAAAUUAAUACUCAAUAUCCAUUAGUUAUUUUUUCUACACACACUUAGCAAAUUGAUUUAGGCCUUUCCAAUACACAUUUGAUUUUGUUUGAUUGAUCCGUUUAUCUUUGUUUAAUCCGUUUGUCUGUUAUUCCAGUUUUCAGUCAUUGAUUUCUUCCUUCCGUCUUGUUGAUUUCAAAGCUUUUAUUCUCUGAUAAACUAAAUGCACUGGAUUAGUGGAGAACGGAUACUAAAUUGACAUGCCAUGCACAAUGUAUCUGUUUGUCUGACUAAUAUUCUAAAGACAUCUGUCUCAAAAUGUUAUUCAAACAUAUAGUGGAAGAUCCAUACUGAAUUUAGACUGUUUUUUCAAACUUUGAGGUGGACCAAAAUAUGAGUUGCUUUUGCACAUCCUUGUUCUGCAAUGUGUUGAUGCCAUUGAGUAAAAGAGUAGGAAGAUUAAACUUGCCGCUGCCCAGAACAACCGAACCAAGCAACACAAAGAGGCCUAAAUCUGAUUUAAGGGCAAAUGAUUUAUCCCACAAUACGAUAUUAUAACAUUUUGAUGGCUUACCUAGAGCCUGCUACAGAUACAUUUCCCCCAGAGAGCUUUAAACUCAAAAGCCAGCUGACAUUUGAUGAAUAAUUAAGGCAAAAACAACAAAACAGUGUAAAGAUAUUACUAUUAAUUGAGUUGUAUUAACAUCUUGAUGAGUUGGACCAAAUUUCUUAUCAGUUGGUAGCAUACAGUACAUGAUGUUGAUUACUACAUUAUAUAUUUGUUGUAAUAUGAAUUGUUCAUAUCAAAGAAAAAUGUAAACCGUUGGAAAAUAUGUAUGAGUAAAAUGUCACUUAUUGUGGAGGUAUGACAUCCUUUGUAUGAGUAAAAUGUCACUUAUUGUGGAGGUAUGACAUAAUUUGAAAGUUUUUUUCAAGCUGGAUGUUUGAAAUAUGAUUAGUUAUUUGGGUCAUGCUUCUUUAGUGUGGUAGUUGAAUGAAGUCAGUGUCUACAUUGGUCAUUGUAAGAUCCACUCAGUGAUGAAUCAGAAAGUCAGUAUGCUCCCACAGUACAUGUGUAGAUUUAUGUUACAGAAAGCUUCGGUUUUUAAUCAGAUAUUCAAGCUUUUUUUCUGCCAUCUUAAAGCUGUUUAUUUAACAAAUGUACCUGCAGUGAAAAAUAAGUUGCACUUACACAUAUAUAUAUAUAUAUAUAUAUAUAUAUAUAUAUAUAUAUAUAUAUAUAUAUAUAUAUAUAUAUAUGUGUGUGUGUGUGUGUAUGAACAUGUUUUUAAUUAAGAAUCUUUUGUUAGGUUUUGUUGCCUGCUUUGGCUUCUGAUUUCUUUAUCUUCCUGAUCAAAUACUCCUUAUAUAUUAGAAUAAUAAACUUGGCAGAAGUGGAGCUGUUGUAGUAAAGGUAUAUAACAUCACAAAUAAGCAACCCUGACUUAUAUGCUGCAGUAAUGUUGUUUUUUCAGUUUGUUUUCUUUUAUGUGUGCUCUAAGUUGGUUGGUAUUUUUAUUACUGUUAUGAAACAACCUUGUUUGAAUUGUAAGACUGCUGUUUUGAAAUAGGUGAUGAGUUUUUUUUAUGUAUGUAGGUAGGUAGGUAUGUAGGUAUGUAGGUAGGCUACAAGGAAGUGUCAUACUUUGACUUGUCAAACACUGGACUGGAGUGAGUUUUCCAACAUUUCCAAGUUGAGAGCUACUAUAUGAGACAUGAACCGACUGCACAGAAUAAAGCCUUAUCGCACCCAUUACCUGACAGACAGAGAGGGUCCAACCUGCUACAGAAGGAAUAGUGACUUCUCUGAUUGGAAAUUAUAUUUCCACCAUUUAAUAGAUAAGGUGCUGAAAUAUAUCUGCCAAAAUGUUGCAUUUGUCAGGCUUAUAAAAUCUGGCCAUCAUAAUUUUACAAUAAUGAUUUCAAAAUUCCCUGUUCUAACAAAAUAAGUAAAUGCUAAAAUAUCAAAAGGGAUACCACUUAAUAGCAAUUCAUUAAUCAAAAGAAACCACUUGGUAUAUGUUGUCUUACUAUGUCAAUCAAACAUAUAGAUUGAACCCUGUAGUGAUCUUAAUGUCAGAGUCUUUUUUAGAGCCAACUACCACUUAUCAAACCAGAAAAGAGAUUUGCACUAAACAUAUUUUGGUCUUCGUUGAUGGAAAGCAAUAUGACACAGAACAAUUGACACAUUCUUCAAGCCACAGUAUCUCAAAUAAGAGAGCUGUCUGUGCACAGGGGUAAUGCUGUGUAAAAGGUGAUAUUUGAAAGGUUUGUUGGGGGAAAAAACUGUGUAAAGGUACAGAAUGGAAACUUGUUGUCUUUGAGACGCACAUUAUAAACUUGGACACGCACACAUUGUUGUUCAGAGUUGACAUAUUUGACCAAUCAGAAGUGUCCGAGUCUGAGGUGCAUAGUUUCCUCUUGUGAUUGUUUUGGAGAAAAUGAAACGGCUCUUACUAGCCCUAAAUGAGGGACGGGAAGGAGAGGAGAGCUACAACAUAUCCCAUAAACAUGCAAUCAUUGUAAAAUGUCCUCAUCAAAAAGAUAACUGAACAAAAGGUAAAAAAGGUUUAUGUUACGUAGAAACAUUUUUUUCCCAAAUGAUUCCAACAUAAGACAUUAAACUUCCUCCAUGUUAAAACAUACAGUUUUCUUCACUGAUUUACUCAUUUUUGUUUUAAAACACUCAUAUGAUCUGUAAAGAUUCGAGGUCAGUUCAAGGUCAUUUUUCUGGGAAAUGAUUGAUUAAAAAUAUUUAUGAAAAAAAGACUACAACAUUUGUGUCGUAAAACACUGAUGGAUGGGAAAUGCAACUUUCCUUGUCAAUUGUAACAUCAGUUUCGCCAUCCAAAGAAUCAAAGCCCACCCACAUAUAUUGUAAUUCAUAAUUAUCCAUAAGAAAAUAGACAGAGUAGUGAGGUGAAAUAUUGUUGACGCCUAAAUGUUCUUUAUUGAGAAUUUUAAAUCAUCAAUCAUUUAUGAUAGCAAUCAUGACAACUAUGAUUUUUGGUAUCUGGAAAUAUUAGCUUUCCUGUUAUUAGGCCUACCGUUUUGUGGUGCUGCAGUUUGUCUAAAUAUGUUGCGUGUUAGAGGAAGCAUAAGUAUGUGCCUUCUUGUAAUCUCCUUGGUGAGCUUGUUAUUAUUGAGAAGCUUAAGCCAGCCAAUUGUGUUUGCACUAAAACCAAAUUGCUUUUGUGAUGUAGGCUAUUUAAAGCAAGCUUGUUGCGUCACUUUAACCGUACAGUAUGCAUGAGGGUGAAAUUGGUAAGUGAUAGGGCUAGAGCUCCCAUCUGUUGAACUAGUGCAGCUUAGGGAAUCCCCUGAACAUAUCAGCUUUGUACUGCGUUCAGUUUUUGAUUCCAUCUCAUUCAUUACUCUUCUAAAUUAUCACAGACACAUGUUCCACAGUAAAUAGUCUCUGUGGAAUAUCCACACUCUAAAAGAUAAGUAAAUAACAUAAGAAAUCAAAUACAGCUCUCCUUUUAUAUUUGUUUCAUAUGCCACAGCUGAACAGCUGCAUUACUGUAGUAAGAGAUAUUCAACCAUUCUCUCAGCCCAUGGAGGUGCAUGAUUACAAGAGGUCGCCACGAGACUUGGUCAACGUUAUUUUUAUGUUUUGUGAAAGUUUCUGUUUCUAAGUUAUUUGUGUUUGUUUAAAUCUAAGAGAAAGACCUACAGUACAUGCUUUGAGUCUUACAAAUGCACCUUAUUCAUGUCAGUCUGAGUGGAAAAGACUGGCUAUGUAAUAUCUCUGGUUUAACACCUUACUACACAGCAUGUUUUCACUUUAUGACAGUUUUGCUAUUCUUCCGUGCAUAUGAUUUCCAAAAUAAACCUUAUAUAUUUUGUGAAAAUGUUUAAAGGGAUGUGCCAAAGUUUGGAGGCGAUCUCCCAAGUUUUUAUGCUAAUAAAUUUGUUCUUUCUUCCUCCUUCAGUUAUCACAAUGGUAUGUCAGACCUUUCCUAUCAAUGUGUGAAAGCAAGUUAUUUCAGCAAACAGUAUCAUUACCUGCCAUUUUACAGCAAGCCCUGUAUUUCACGUAUAUUUACCAGUGAUGUGUAUUUGUUAUUAUAAAGAAAAAUAGCCGUAAAGCUUCAUUAUGUUACAUAAUAUUGUGACUUUUUUCGAAAAACUGUGAAGACUUAUCUUGCAUAUACUUUAUACAGAAGUAUUAAGCCUUAAUACAAAAGACUAAAAAAAGUGAGGAAGAAUAAACUGAUUGUUGCUAAGUAAGGAUGAUUUUUUGUAAAUGUUACCAGCACUUUUUUUGUAAUUUUCACUCUGAGGUAUUGUACAAGUUCACGCUGUUUGUGAAGUUUGAUUAUGAAGGAAUAAAAACUAGUACUUUCCUGUA